This is a messenger RNA of Carya illinoinensis, 2397 nucleotides long. RefSeq lists its product as uncharacterized. Lineage: Eukaryota; Viridiplantae; Streptophyta; Magnoliopsida; Fagales; Juglandaceae. Bases 1 to 2397 code for a protein of 798 amino acids. The transcript is spliced from 2 exons. The record is from RefSeq and is a predicted model, not a curated record.
AUGGAUAAGGCUUGGAUGCAUAUUGGAGAUAGAAUGUAUUCUAACGAUUACGCAUCAGGCGUUAAACAAUUCAUGGAUAUGGCGAAGGCCCAUGCAUCGGGUAGAGACUGCAUUAGGUGUCCAUGUAAGAGAUGCCGAAAUCGAACUUUCCAUCCUUUUUCAGUGGUUGAGGAUCACUUGUUCAAAGUAGGGAUAGAUCCAUCUUAUACGGAAUGGAUCUUCCAUGGCGAGGAGGAAACUUUGCCAGACACCACAUCUUCUGACGAAGAUGGUGAUGCUGCCUAUAACGACAAUGACUACAUUGAUGAUGUCGACGAGAUGUUAGAUGAUAUCCGUGUGGGAUCCUUUAUGGACAAUUCUGUCAAGUUGCUUCACAUAAAGACAGUUGGUGGUUGGACUGUGAAGUCGUUCGACAUGGUUAUAAAGCUUCUGCAAGCUGCCUUUCCUCAUGCUUUAUUCCCUGACUCAUAUAACGAGGCUCGCCGCUUACAGCGUGGUUUGGGGUUUACUUACACAAAGAUACAUGUAUGCCCAAAUGAUUGUGCCUUGUUUUGGAAGGAUAAUGCCGAUAAAGAUGCAUGCCCUAAAUGUAAUGCAUCUAGGUGGGCCUCAAGCACAACUAACCAAAAGAGGCUAUCCCAAAAAGUCCUCCGGUAUUUUCCUCUGAAGCCGCGGUUGCAAAGGUUGUUUAUUUCUCGGAAGACUGCCCAAGCUAUGAGAUGGCAUGUAGAAGAGCGUGUUGACGAGCCCAACUUCAUGAGACAUCCUGCUGAUUCUAGGGUAUGGAAAGACUUCGAUAACAAAUAUGAGGCAUUUUCCCAAGAUCCUCGUAAUGUCAGACUUGCUCUAGCAAGUGAUGGGUUUAACCCUUUAAAUAACAUGAGCAAACUGUACAGUAUUUGGCCAGUUUUGCUUGUGCCGUACAACUUGCCUCCUUGGUCAUGCAUGAAAGAUCUAUACUUGAUGAUGUCGUUGUUAAUUCCUGGACCAAAGGCACCGGGAAAUGAUAUUGACGUGUUCUUGCGUCCACUAAUAGAUGAGUUGAGAGAAUUAUGGGAAGAUGGAAUUCAAACAUAUGAUGCAUACAAAGGCGAAAUGUUCCUAUUGAGGGCAGCGUUGCUCUGGACAAUCAAUGACUUUCCUGCAUACGCAAAUCUUUCAGGCUGGAGUACAAAGGGUAAGAUGACAUGUCCGACAUGUAACUUUGAAACAGAUGCAUUAUGGUUGAAGCAUGGCCGAAAACAUGCUUAUAUGGGUCAUCGUCGGUGGUUGGGCAUAGAGCACAAUUGGAGGAAGAAAAAAAAUGCUUUUAAUGGAAAGGAUGAACGCCGUCUCCAACCUAAAACCAUUGCGGGACAGGCUUUAAUGGAUCAAUUACAUGAGGUCUCCAACAUCCAGUAUGGUAAAUCAACAAAGAAGCGGAAACGUAUCCCGAAUGAACUUAAUUGGACUAAAAAAUGUAUCUUCUUUGAGCUUCCUUAUUGGUUAGACUUGGGAUUGCGGCAUAACUUAGAUGUCAUGCACAUUGAGAAAAACAUCUGUGAUAACGUUUUGGGAACCCUGAUGAAUAUUGAAGGCAAAAGUAAGGACACUGUCAAUGCGCGUAGGGACUUGGAAGAUCUUGGACUAAGGAAAGAAUUACAUUUACAGCAUCAUGGUAAUCAUACUUAUAUGAGUCUUGCAUGUUACAUGUUAAAUGGAACUGAGCAAAGAAGUUUUUGUGCACGUAUGGCAGAAGUCAAAUUUCCUGAUGGUUUUGCCUCAAAUAUUGCCCGGUGUGUCAACGUUAAUGAAGGAAAAAUCAUGGGAAUGAAGAGCCAUGAUUGUCAUAUCUUUAUGCAAUAUUUGUUGCCGGUUAUUAUUGGUGGGUACCUACGACCAGAUAUUAGGGGAGCUUUAAUAGAGUUAUACUCAUUUUUCAAAGAAUUAUGCUCACGAACACUAGACACAAAGGUGAAGAGCCAUGAUUGUCAUAUCUUUAUGCAAUAUUUGUUGUCGGUUAUUAUUGGUGGGUACCUACGACCAGAUAUUAGGGGAGCUUUAAUAGAGUUAUGCUCAUUUUUCAAAGAAUUAUGCUCACGAACACUAGACACAAGGGUGUUGGAAAGACUUCAAGCUAAUAUCCCCGUCAUUCUUUGCAAAUUGGAAAUGAUAUUUCCAUCGGCAUUUUUUGAUAUCAUGGUGCACCUUGCUAUUCAUCUCCUAGAUGAGGCAUUGCUAGCAGGGCCUGUUCAGUACAGGUGGAUGUACCAUUUCGAGAGGUAUUUGGAUAAAUUCAAGCGGUAUGUCCGCAACAGAGCUCGUCCAGAAGGCUCAAUUGCUGAGGCAUAUGUUCAUGUCGAAUGUUUGACAUUUUGCUCUAUGUACCUUAAUGAUAUCGAGACUAGACAUAACUGA